Phyllotreta striolata is the source of this 1165-nucleotide messenger RNA. The record is from the annotation of a GenBank genome assembly. Lineage: Eukaryota; Metazoa; Arthropoda; Insecta; Coleoptera; Chrysomelidae.
CGAAGUUUCUAUUGUAAUGCACCAUAAAUUCCCAAUAAGUAUCUAACCAUAAUUCCGAUAGAUUUCCUGCCAACAGCGAAAUUGCCAAUUUAGUGUUUACAAUGCGGACGUAUGACGGAUUUAGGAAAAAAAUUUGAAGAUUGGACGCACGUUUCGCCGAAGCAAAUAAGAGAUGAAUUUCUCACAGCCGGCACCUCAUCGGCAUUGGUGACGUUCAUCGAGGCGCCGAUGGACCGCGUGAAGCUGCUGUUGCAAAUCCAGCCGGGCACUGACAAGCAGCGCUACAAGGGCAUCGUGGCGACGUUCCUGCGCAUACCGCGUGAACACGGAUUCCGGACCUACUGGCGGGGAUCGCUCGCGAAGAUGACCAAAGCUUUUCCCAACGCAGCCUUCAAUUUCACGUUCAACAGCAUAGGGCACAGGAUGUUCGUCGAAGGCCUGGAUAGAGAGAAGCAUUUCUGGUCGUAUUUCUUCCGGAAUUUGGGCGUUGGAGGAUUAGCAGGGGCCAGUGCGCUCACUAUUUUAUUUCCCAUCGAAUUCACCAUCACUCGAACGGGUGCUGAUGUUUCGAAGCAAUUCACGGGUCCCGUGGACUGCGUUAUUAAAACUCUUAAAGCCGAAGGUCCUUUCGGCGUCUACAGAGGAUAUAUGGCGUCGAUACAAGGCGUUCUUAUUUACCGCUCCACGUACUUCGGUUUGUACGAUACAUUUAAAUAUUUAUUCACCGAUACUACUAAGGCAUAUUCGAUAUCUUUAUCGUUUCUGAUCGCUUCUUCCACCACCACGCUCGCCGCCUUUUUGGCGUAUCCUUUCGAUACGGUGAGAAGACGGAUGAUAAUGCAAGCUGUCGUAGGAAAGGCGAAUAUCAAGUACAAAAAUUUGCCGCAUUGUUGGAAGACGAUCUACAAGGAAGAAGGAAUUCGGGGUUUUUAUAAAGGAUCGUUGGCGAAUAUGAUUCUGGGAUUCGGCGCUGCGGUUCUUCUCGUUGUCUUUGACGUGGCCAAGCAACGUUUCAAAGUGUAAUGUGAGAUGAACAUUUGUUGUAAAUUGGACGCGCAUUAAAAUGUAUUUUCUUAAUUACCUUAAUCUUUUUCUUAACGGCCAUUUCGGGCGGAUCUGUUCCAACGGAUAACGGCACAACUGAGCGAGAUACACUUCAUAAUCU